GGCAGUUGGUGCCGCUUUGGGAAGACGUGUGAAGCGGCGAGGAUUAACUGGUGAUUUCCCGCAAUGUUUGGGAAGCGGCGAGGAUAACUGGAGCGAUUCCCGCAAACGUUUGGGAAGCGGUGAGGAUCGCUGGUGAUUCCCUGCAAUGUUUGAGAAGCGGCUGCUGGUGACGGGCGGUGCCGGCUUCAUUGCCUCGCAUGUGAUUAUUUGCCUGCUGGAGAGAUAUCCAGAUUAUUUGAUCAUAAAUUUGGACAAGCUUGAUUACUGUGCAAGCUUAAAGAACUUGAAAUCAGUUUCUCACAGAAAAAACUACAAAUUUAUAAAGGGUGAUAUUUGUGAUGAACAUUUUAUGAAGCUAUUGUUUGAAAUUGAAAGAAUUCACAUAGUUCUACAUUUUGCGGCUCAAACUCAUGUUGAUAAGUCAUUUUGGUGCUCUUCAGAAUUCAAGAACGUGAAUAUUUAUGGGACAGAAAUACUAGUGAAAGCUGCUUAUCAGGCUAAUGUUGAAAAAUUUAUUCAUGUUAGUACUGAUGAAGUCUAUGGAGGAAGUAUUAAAGAGGAAUUCAGUGAAACAUCACCUAGAUGUCCUACAAAUCCUUAUGCAGCAUCAAAAGCAGCUUCUGAAUGUGUAGUCAUGUCCUAUUGGGAAAACUUCAAGUUUCCUGUUAUUGUGACCAGAAGUAGUAACGUUUAUGGACCCCAUCAGUAUCCAGAAAAAGUCAUUCCAAAAUUUAUAGCCUUAUUGCAACGUAAUCGAAAAUGCUGUAUUCAUGGAACAGGAAAUCAAACACGUCAUUUUCUGUAUGCUACAGAUGUUGCUGAGGCUUUCCUCACAAUUCUUGAGAAGGGUGAACCUGGCGAGGUGUACAACGUGGGCACAAACUUUGUGUUGUCAGUUUUUCAGCUUGCCAAGGAGUUAGUGCACUUGAUUAAAGAAACUGUUUCAGAAUCAGAACUAGAACUUUGGAUUGAUCAUGUCAAUGACAGGCCUUCCAAUGACUUGGGAUAUCCAAUGAAUUCAAAAAAGCUGCAUAGACUUGGCUGGAAACCCAAAGUGCCCUGGGAAGAGGGAAUUAGAAAAACAAAUACGCCUCAUACGGCUUCUGGACAGCUCCAAAACUCCUCGUUGAAUCAGGAUUAAUUUCAGUUGCUCAAUAGUAAUGGCGGGAUCUGGGAAUGUCAGCUCAUUAAGUUACUUUGCGGUGUGCAUCGCUGCUUCUGCCAGUCUACAGAGCCUCAUAGAUGACUCGUGUUGAGCUAUCAGAUCUGUUCUGAAUCUAUCCCACUUAGCAAAAUUAUUGUGCAUUACAGCUGUUCAUAUUACAGAAAUUUAUCCUGCUGGAAUUCACAAAUCAAUACCCAAACAUUUGCAAUAUGAAUCAUAGGAUUAUUAAUUGUGUGUAGGGGAGGGGGAAAUAACCAAAAAUGCAAGAGCAACAACUAGUUUUGUCCAUCUUUAUUUUCAGUCACUCAGUAUUCUGGGCGUUAACAUGUCAAUUGGGUUGGCGGUCUUUGACACACCCUCUCCAGUCAGAGGACAGGUGGACAGGAUGUCUCUGACAGCGGUGCUGCCACACUCUUCAUCAGGGUUAUUUUCUCUGGGCGUACUGCAUUGUGGGGAAACUGGAAUAGCCGUGGCCAUUUCCUUAACCCUUUAUUCCAUUUUCACAAAGUUUUAACAUGUUGCCUCUCUGAUAUUUGCCACAUCACCUUUCUCCCAUGAACCCCAGUCAUCAAAUCCUACCCAUUUCCCUGAUAGUGCCACUUCCUAAUCCGUGAUUAUUGCACACCAGUAAAAGUGCCUCGCAUAUAAAAUGCACAGCAGCACUGAAACUUCUAUUUGUGUCCUGGGUCUGGUAAGGGUGUGGCAAAGGAAGAAUUUGUCUGUGCCAACUAGCCUAUUGAUGCAGUGACAUCCAAUCCAAAUCUUACUGCCUCAUAGAGUGACUAAAAUCAACAGAUUUGUCACAUUCACUUGAGCCUUGUUCAUCCCCCAAUUCUAACGUUGACCUCAGCUGUUACAUAAUGGGAGUUGGUCACUUUGUUAUCACAGAUAAAAUGGCUUAAUGUGAGAGGGAAAAAACAUCUGUAGGUACACAUCUUGGCUUAUCACAUGAGAAAGGUACUUUUGUAUUUGCAGAAAAUUGCAAUAAAUAUAGUUUUCUCAGUAUAUAAUCACUCUGAAAUGUGGGACCACUAGAUUACACCAUUCAUCAACAUUCCCCAGGAGCCUGUCAUUCACUGUGUAUAUCUUGCCAUUGUUUAACCUCUCAAAGUGCAUCACUUACUUUUGACUGAGUUAAAUUCCAGCUGCUAUUCCUUUGCCUGUUAGAUCCACUCUACCACUUACUAAUUCUGCCACCUACAUUCUUAUUCAAAUAGUUAAGAUAAACAUCAGCACUGAUUGCAGCUACACUACUUAUUCAUAGAUCUCCAGUCUGAAAAGUAGCCUCAGCAAGUCAAGCAGCAUCUAUGGAAAUAAGUAAACAAUCUUCAUUUUGGGCUGAGACCCUUCUUGGGACUGGAAUGGAAGCAGGGAGAUGCCAGAAUAAAAAGGUGGGGGUAGGGGAAGGAGAAUAGCUGGAAGUUGAUCGUUUAAGCCAGGUGGGUGGGAAAGAUACUGGGCUAGAGAGAAAGGAAUCUGACAGGAGUGGACCAUGGGAGAAAAGGAGGUGCACCAGGGGGAGGUGAUAGGCAAGUAGGAAGAGGUAAGAGACCAGAAUGGGGAAUGGAAGGGGGAGGGGAAAAUUUACUGGAAAGAGAAAUCUACGUUCAUGCCAUCAGGUUGGAAGCUACACAGAUAGAAUAUAAAGUGUGGCUCCUCUACCCUGACAGUGGUCACAUCAUUGCAGAAGAGGAGAACAUGAACAGGAAUGGGAAUAGGAAUAAAAUGGUUGGCCACCAAGAAAUUCCGCUUUUGGUGGAUGGUGCAGUGUUGCUCGAUAAAGCGGUCCCUUAAUUUACGACAGGUCUUACCAGUGAUGAGGAGGCUACAGAAGCAGAAUCAGGUGUAUUAUCACCGGCAUGUGUUGUGAAAUUUGUUACCUCAGGAGCACCGGAUAAAGUAGACGACCACAACAGA
Mobula hypostoma (lesser devil ray) is the source of this 3082-nucleotide messenger RNA. RefSeq names its product dTDP-D-glucose 4,6-dehydratase-like. Gene Ontology annotation, molecular function: dTDP-glucose 4,6-dehydratase activity. The coding region runs from base 146 to 1141 and encodes 331 amino acids. The transcript has 12 exons. Gene Ontology annotation, biological process: nucleotide-sugar metabolic process. The record is from RefSeq and is a predicted model, not a curated record. Lineage: Eukaryota; Metazoa; Chordata; Chondrichthyes; Myliobatiformes; Myliobatidae.